UUGUGAACUGUUAGCUCAGGGAGUCAAUAGAUAAAGCUGCUCUCCUGCAGUCAGUUCAUUCAUCUUGCACAGUGAUUUGGGACCUACUUUUCUUCCAUCAUACCAUGUCAGGAGCAAAGGGAAAAGUUUUACCUUUCCUGCAAGUUUUGCUACUUGCAUUUUCAUCUGCUAAAGCUUUUAUAUUAGGUGAAUCCUGCUGUAUCUUAGAUGCCAGAUUUGGAGAAUUCUGCCCCACAACUUGUGGAGUUGCUGAAUUUUUUCAAACGUAUCAAACAACUGUUGAUGACUCACUUGGGACAAUUGAAAAGGAUUUGCGUGACAUUCAAUAUAAGAAUAGUUUAACAAAAAAUAAGACCGAGACCAUUGAGCAGUCCAAUCUUAUCAUUCAGAAACAAUUGCCAGAUGUAUACAUUCAAAGGACCCGCGAAAUAGAAGCAGAGAUUCUCAGGUUUGAAAGGACCACCGAAGACAGAGAUCAGGAGCUACGAGAUUUGGAACAGCUUUUAGUAUCGAACAAUGAAAUUAUCAUUGAUUUAAAGAGGAUAACCCAACAACUUCAGGACAGGUGCAGUGAGCCAUGCCGUGACACUGUUCAAAUAAAUGAAAUCACAGGGCAAGACUGUCAAGAGAUUGCUGACAAAGGUGCUACAACAAGUGGCCUGUACUACAUCAAACCAGAGAAAGCUCGGCAGCAGUUCCUAGUUUAUUGUGAGAUUGAUGAAUUAGGGAGAGGCUGGACAGUGAUCCAAAGGCGACUUGACGGCAGUGUGAAAUUUAACAGAAACUGGAUUCCAUAUAAGGAAGGGUUUGGAUACUUGUCACCUGGUGGGAACGCAGAGUUCUGGAUUGGGAAUGAGAAAAUACAUUUACUAACUACACAGACCAAUAAACAGCUUGUACUCCAAAUAGACCUGGUGGACUGGUCAGGUCAACGGAGACAUGCUAAAUAUUUGGAUUUUAAAGUGGGAAGUGAGGAGGACAAAUAUCGAUUGCGUUAUGGCAUGUUCCUGGGAGGAGAUGCUGGAGAUGCCUUUGCUGGUUUUGACUUUGGAGAUGAUCCCAGUGAUAGAUUCUAUACAUCACACAACUUUAUGCAGUUUAGCACAAGUGACUUUGAUAAUGAUAAGUAUGAAGGCAACUGUGCUGAACAAGAUCAAAGCGGCUGGUGGAUGAACAAAUGUCAUGCAGGAAAUCUUAAUGGCAUAUAUCACAAAGGUGGCAAUUACACAGCAUCGGACUAUGGGUUUGACAAUGGUAUUAUUUGGGCAACGUGGCACAGUCGCUGGUACUCCCUGAAAGAGACCACAAUGAAAAUCAUCCCAGCAACAAAAUACAAUGAAUUACAAAGGAUGGGACAGAUAGAGCAGUCUGAAUCACGAAGAGGCGAUUACUAAUUAAUUCAAACAAAAUCAUCACCAAUGCAUUCAUAUAAUUUGACUUCCAGUUCAUUAUAUUGUGAAUGUUUUUAAGCUGUAAAAGUUCAAAACAGAAAUGAACUUGCCAUAUGCUAACGCCAAACUGACAGAGACCACAGUAAAGGACCGAUUCCAAUGCAAAACCCUAACUUCGCUCUUUUGAUUACCACAACUCUGUUGUCAUGUGUGUCUAGUGCGAAUGAAGGCAUGAGUUACUUUUAACCCAGAUUCCCUGAAUUGAUAAUUUUGUUUCCUUAGAGGACAUCCUGUACCUGAGAAGCACCAAAUCCUUGAAUCGUUUCCAUUUAUCUUUAUUAGCUGAUUCACCUGCACUUUUCCUAUGUCUAGCAAUUUUGUAAUUUCUUUGGGUGCUUUUAUCAAUAAAGUUACAGUAAAUACUGCGCCACAAAA
Molecule: messenger RNA, 1826 nt
Organism: Stegostoma tigrinum
Lineage: Eukaryota; Metazoa; Chordata; Chondrichthyes; Orectolobiformes; Stegostomatidae
Gene: fgg
Product: fibrinogen gamma chain
Exons: 9
Coding region: 105-1394 (429 amino acids)
Biological process (GO): blood coagulation; platelet activation; protein polymerization
Cellular component (GO): fibrinogen complex
Molecular function (GO): signaling receptor binding
Source: RefSeq, a predicted model, not a curated record